Oncorhynchus kisutch (coho salmon) is the source of this 3620-nucleotide messenger RNA. Its product is annotated as myeloid cell surface antigen CD33-like. Gene Ontology annotation, cellular component: plasma membrane. Gene Ontology annotation, molecular function: sialic acid binding. The transcript is spliced from 6 exons. Gene Ontology annotation, biological process: cell adhesion. Bases 781 to 2211 code for a protein of 476 amino acids. Lineage: Eukaryota; Metazoa; Chordata; Actinopteri; Salmoniformes; Salmonidae. The record is from RefSeq and is a predicted model, not a curated record.
ACACAGAGAGAGGUAAUGUGCUGAUUCAGUCUUAUUCUUUGCAUGGCAAAAAUAAAUAUGUAUUUUUUAAGUGCUUGGGAAAAAAAUGGGCAAAUCUGGACACAACUUGAAAUGCUUUAACAAAACGAGUAUCUCCUUGUUCCUUGGUAGAAACAAUUGUUACUUUGUUUGUUACAAUGAAUCUCCAUAAUGACUUAGGUAAAAAGUAUGUAAUUACUCUGUUACCAUGUGGUUUUUAAAAUAGAUUCCAGACAAUUAGGGUAAAAUAAAACACUACUAGGACUUUGAAAUCUUCUCUCCAUGCAUUAAAUUACAGUUGGGAAAAAAUGGGCUAAGAAGGGUGUAACAAUUUAUAAACGUGCCAUGAAAAGAUCAUGUCAGAUGUUAGGAAUGCCUCUGUAUUCACAGCUGGCAAUGGGAUGAAUUGUUAUGGUCAUAGUAAAGAACAAGAAGGCCUGCACUCUGUUGAAGCUCCCUAUUCACCACUUUAUUGACAACGCUACGAUCCAAAACGGAUCAUCAUCAAGUCAAACUGAGUGCUCACUUUUUUUUUAAAUACACAUUUCCUCUCACAUGAUCACUACGCAUGACACAUGGUGGGCGUGGAAACAAUUCAAUUUUGUGCACAAUCAAUCAUAAUUAAUCACAGAGGUAUAUAUUGUCAUAUGUAUACUCUUUCUGUGCUCCAGAGCUGUGGACACAGACAAGGAGACCAUAGAAAGAGGUAAAAGAGGACACACCCUGGUGUUGUGGUUGAUUAAUUGAGGCAGUGGAGGCAGCAUGUGGGUCCUCAUCUGGGCAACUCUACUCUUCUCUCUGGCAGAGAGAGCAACAUGUCAAAGACAGGCCCCUACUGCAGCAGCUCCAUCAGCUGCAAAGACAAACAGCAUCAUCUUCAGUCCAGAAGAAAUAACAGCACAGACUGGCCUAUGUGCUGUUAUUUCAUGUACUUUCAAUCCCUCUGAUAGCGUCAAGCAGAAUGCAGCAGUAUGGUACAAAUACCCUGCAAAUGGCAAAAAAAAGGAUCAUCAUAUAAUUUUCCACUCCAAAAAUCCCUCUAAAACUCAGGAGGGUUAUAACCACAGAGUGUAUCUACUGGAGACAGACCUGACAAAGGGGAACUGUAGCGUGAUCAUCAAUGACAUCAGAGAGAAUGAUGCUGGACAGUAUCAAUUCAAAAUGAAAGGAAGACCAUUUAUAGACCCACAGAAACUCACAGUAACAGCUCUGACCCAUAAGCCCUCAGUGUUGACUCCUCCUCUGACAGAGGGAGAACCAGCGACCCUGACCUGCACCGCCCCGGGGAUCUGCUCUGGAACUCCUCCUAACAUCACAUGGACAUGGAGAGGGACAGGAGACAACAUCACUGAGCUCAGAGACAACACCACUACACAAAGGAGAGUGGAUCUGACCGCCUUCACAACAACCCACUUCUCAACUUUGACCUUUACCCCCUCAGCUAAGCAUGACGGCACCAAGGUCACGUGUCUGGUGACCUUCAAUGGAAGCGUCACCACCAAGAAGACACUGAAAUUGAAUGUGACACAGGAAGUAUCUAAAGACAUCUUGGCUGUGCUGUUGAACCCACCACUGAUUACUGCAUUUGUGAUUGGUGCAGCCUGCUCAGCCACCAUCGGUUGUAUCUUCCUGUGUUUCACAGGGAAAUAUAAAAAGUACAUGCAUCCUAUUACUGUCGAACAGAUACUAUUCACUGAACGCAAAGAGAGGACCCCAAAGAACUUAGACUCCAAAAGCCCUUUCACGAACCUGGAAAUGGUGGCAUGUGAAGACCAACAGAGAGAUGCAGGACAGGCAGUGAUGGGCGAACAGACACAUCUGCAGGUGGAGCUGAGGGAGGGAACUGAAAACGGAGGGCUCCAGACCAGUGGAGCUGCGGGACACUCUGCCCCAGGGGAAGAACCAAAAGAGGUGGACUACGCCAGUAUCAACUACUCCCUACUGAAGAAGAAGACACCUGAGGAGGCAGAGAAGAAGACCACUACCACAGAGUCAGACUACGUCGAAAUCAAACGAGAGAAGAAGAAUGAGGGGGGAAAAGAUGGUGGAGAGGGGAGUGGUGUGAUGGAAGAGGUGGAAGGGGAGGAGAUGAUAGGGAAGGAUGUGGAGAAAGAGAACGGUAAGCCAGUACAAGAGACAGAUGAAGAUACAGCGCUUUACUCCAACGUCAAGGCUAUUAUUGGUGGAGAGUGACACAGCAAUUUUGUCUAGAAACAUGGGAGAUAGCACACAGUACUAUGGCUUCUAUUAUACAGCACUGCUGUGUUUUCUCAUAUUCCAGACUGAAUGUUUUGUGAUGAUACAGAGACUUUGUUUAACUGAAUCUACUGUAGGUAAUAGCCGAAGCAAGUAUUUUUGGGUAGGUUAUAAUUUUUUUUUAAGGAAGUUAAUGUAAUGUUAAUUUUGUAAUGAUUCUGUCUUGUGUCACCAUGGGGAAGGACUGACAAAGACAUGGUUUGGAGAAGUAGAGGUUUUCUCCUCUGUCCUUUCAUGUUUUGGCAUUUUGAUUUAACCCUAAACCUAUUUAUUGAGGCACUACCUUACUUUUGAUGGUUGUGUGUAUUUAUAAAUGGGAAAGGAAGUAACCCGCACACUGCUCUUGAUAGUACCACUGAUCUUUAAUACACUUUUGUGAGUUUUUUAAAAUAGCACCCUUAUGUAGACCUAGCCCCACCCACAUCCGUUCCACGCAUCGAAUGGGGUUGGAGGCGAGGUGAAAAACAAAUCACUGCUACCAAAUAUAACAAUUUGCAUUUCAUAAAUAUUCGAAUAAAGUGUGUACAUAAAACGUAUUAAACACGUCUGUAAAACCACAAUGAGGACAUCAACCUACCAAGCAAGUCUUCAUAAAUCCUUGGGUACAGUGUAAGAAAAACAUCAGAGUAAUCUGAAAUAGGGGCAUAAUUCAUUUUCAAAUGUACAACAUCAAAUACAUAGGCAUUUCAAAUGUAAGAACUUAAGGAAAUAGUGUAUGGAGGGUGAAAAUCCAAAAACAUUCUCUUUUGCUCAGAGUAUUAUUCAUCUCACCUCCCCUGUCUGAUAUCUUAACCUUCUCUAUGCCACAAAAUCUAAAGGCAGAAAUGUCAUGUUUAGGUCAUUAGAAUGUACUGCGACUGUAUAAUCCCUGUCGUUUCUCCUAAUUGAAUUUGUAUGUUCACUGAUUCUCUGUUUGAGAGAACGAUAGGGUUUUACCGAAAUAGCACAGCCCACAUGGACAUUUAAUAAUGUUGAUAACAUGAGUGGUGGCAACACAAUCUCACAUUCAAUUCGUGCAUUUGUGUACAUACUGCAUUUCAGCAAAUUUUGUGCGUGUUUGUGUUGCUUAAUUCGUGAGAAAAGACACGAAUUUGUGUGCUACUUAUUUCGUUCGAAAAUACUAAUUUAACCACUAGGCUCCACACAAGCCUUUGCAACAACCAUUGACACGAUAGCCUAUAUUUAAUUGUUGUUCUUCUUUAUGGCUAAUUCGUCGUUAUGAAUAUACAAAAAUGUUGUCUUCAUUUAAUCCUGUUUUAAAAUGUAUAGUUGUAUGCCUAUAUGUACUGUUUUAGACUUGCUUAACAGAAUUUGUGAGAAAAUAUACACAUUUACGUGCGACUUAA